Mycena citricolor is the source of this 3180-nucleotide messenger RNA. The record is from the annotation of a GenBank genome assembly. Lineage: Eukaryota; Fungi; Basidiomycota; Agaricomycetes; Agaricales; Mycenaceae.
CUCAGAUGGUGGCGGGAUAAGUAGUCGCGAAUCAAUCCAGGAUGGGGGAGAGUGUUCCAGCAAGCCGAGCGUGACAUACCAUGUCCCUGAUGGUGGCAUGCCUGGUCGCCGAUUCUCGUGGGGGGAAACGUAGAAAGCCAGUCUCCACAUCCGACUCCGCGCAAUGAAUUCUAACACGAUGCUCUUCCCGAGGAGCAUGCGCUUCUGGAAGUGCGGUACCGCAAAGUCGACAACAAACGCGCCGGAACCGGCCCCAUCCGUCUCUGUGGGCGCAACAUUCUCGACCGUUAUAUCAUCGUGAGGAACGGUGGCAUCGAGAAUCAUUUCGUCGGUCGCACUAAGCGGUGAGAAUUCAGGAGAGCUCCGCAGCCGCUGGAAAAGCAGUUGGUCGGAAUUGAGCAGGCAUGCUAGUCGCACGUCGGAGAUGGUAGCAGGAGUGAGAGGUGAGGCCAAGCUUAUGAGAGCGCUGAGCAAGUCAGUCCCCUGGAGCUGGUCGGAUUCUACAUCGGAGGGCCGCUUCACAACCGCCCAGUAGAUAGGUGUGUGUCCCUCCACGCUCUUCUCCUGCAGCACAGAGCUGAUCGAAAGGCCGUUGGCGGAGCAGGCGUCCGCACAACUUUUGAGAAUGCUGAUUCCAACAGACGAGCGGUCCUCGUGAGGUAGUUUCACCAGAUCUUUGACCAGUCCCAAUACCGUUGAGCGCACUUGACGCACUGUCGGUGAGGUGAAUCCAAACCAGGAACUCGAAACGGGUGAUAACCUCGACGAAGAGGCUAUUGGGAUCGGUAGUGUGCUGCUUGUAGCACCGAGUGGUGGAGGCCGCUUAGAAUCGGUGGGAAAGGUGGAUGCAGUUGCUAUUUGGCUGACUUCGUACGCCGGGGGAGCGUCCGUGUCACCCAAGGGCAUCGUGUCGUUCAAUUCAUUUGGAUAUAUAGUCUGCGGUUUGUCGCUUUCGCUCGGUAGGAUCAUGGUGGACAGCGGCUACUGCCAAGACGAGAUGAGGGACCGGCUUUGCCAUCAGUGCCUGCGCAAUGAUCGAGGGAGGCGGUGCUGACACUUGAACAAGAUCAUCUCUGAAGUUGACCUACAUCUGCAAAACCCGAGGAUUCAACCUGCACAUCAUCGAGUGCAAAGCAGGACUGGGCAUUCAAAUAGAGUCGGCAUGGAUCAGGACGCCUUCCGGCACCUGCUCACGAGCUCUGGGAAGCAAACACAGCGAUCUCGUGGCUCUCUGCAUGCUCCCAAGACAAUUAGUGCCUCUGAACCCGCAUUCAAACCGAGGAAGGUGAAGAAGUCAGAUGGUUCUUACCGCGACCGUGCCGCCGAGCGCAGAGAUGGUGGGACAAACGACUUCGCUCAUGUUGAAGCUGUGUUGGAUGAUUUCGAGAAGCGCGUGGGAGACUCAGCAACUGACGAUCAGCGGCGCUACUUGGGGGGAGACGGCGAGCACUCAGUCCUUGUGAAAGGGCUAGACUUUGCGCUACUGGAACAAAACAAAGCCAAGGCAUCCUCUUCGACCGUUGACGACGAUUCACUCGAGCAGGCGUUUGUGAGCUCUGCUUCUCAGCCUAGGCCUGCGGUGGAUGGAAAGCGAACGCGCGAAGAAAUGCUCAGUGUCCUCAAAUCGAAGCGCGCAGCAGCUCAGCCCACUGAGGUUAUUAAAGAUAGCAAAUUCAAGCCAAUAGGAUUCAAACCUAUCGGUAUCGUGGAAGAGAAGAAGAAGACUAAAAAGAAACGGGUCAAACCAGAUGGAGAGUUGGCCACAUCGAAGAGCAAGAAAAAACGCAAGAUCCAGGAGAUUCCUGACGAAGUAGAGCCGACGGCAGUAGUCCCGAAUGCCUCUGUCCCGCAACCCCCGGCUGUUGUUGAGGAAGAUGACGAUGCUGACUUGGAUAUAUUUGCCGGUGUCAUGGAGUACCAGGGACUUGAGCUGGACGAUGAUGAUGAUGCGGAUGUCAAUCCCUUGCCAGACCGCGUCGCGCACGAGCCUGAAGUAGAAUCGUCCGUGCCUCCGCGGACGUGGUUUGCGGACGAGGAAAAGCCAGCGCCUCCCACAGCACUCGUCGUUGAGAGACAGAUGUCCCUGCCACCUGCUGAUGAAAUGGAGGAGGAUGAGGAAGAGGACAAGCCUGCGAGAUUGAUUCCACUGGCUAGUUCUGCACUACCGUCGAUCAAAGAAUAUCUGGCAAUGACAGGAGAGGACGGCGGUAAGAAGGGCAAAGGGAAGAAGAAAAAGAAGAAGGGCAAGAAAGGAGCGGAUGAUGACGACGACGACUAGUACUUGACGCGUGUGAGGAUUGGACUUUGAACAUUUACUGAUAUGCGUGCAUUUGGAUAUCGUACUAGCGGCCAAACAAUAAUGAUAAACGAAAGAUACUUAUUCUUCCCGUACAAAAAGCCAUUUCUCUCCCACUUUCUGCAUCCGUCCUCCAGAGGCGCCUGCGUCGGGAAUCGAAGAGAUAUCCUGGCCGCCUCCAAGUACGACCGCGUCUGUGUCUCCGGACCCACUGCUCUGCCACUGACUACCACCGUCCUCCCGAUAGCCACCGCCGUAGUGGUUCCCGCCACCGUGGUUCCCUCUGCCCGAUCCUCUGAAGUUGCCGCCCCUGCCCCGAAAUCCACCGCGACUACUUGGCUGGCCUUGACGGCCCCAUUGUUGCUGCUGUGACACCUGCUGCUGCUGCUGCUUUUGGUGGGACAACUGCUGGGACGGUUGCAUCUGGCCUCCGGACAUGACAAAAGCCAUGAGCUCCUCGGUCGACGGCGGGUAACCGUGUGUGACCUGCCACAAAUUCCCAAGCGUCUCCCACGAAGUUGCGGCAGUGAAAUCAAACGUCGCCAGAUUAAAACUCUCGAGGCCCUGCUUGGACGGAAUUUUAUUCGAGACAAGCAGGCGCAUCAGCGGGCUCGCGUUCUACACGCGGAGAGACUACGGGCGCGGGCGGAGAUUUCGGUGGUGGUGCGACAAGAUCGUCAGGUGGUUCCGGGGAAGGCGAUGCGGGCCGGAUAUCUCUCCCGAAUUCAUCCUUCCCCGGUGCGGUCCUGGCGGGGGCUCGUCCGACGGGCUGUGGCGGUGCUGGUUCGGGCAGAGAAGGUCGACGAGGCGGACUGUAGGGGCGGACCUCGCGCCGCCCAGGAAAUCGGCUUGGCGGACUGCGAGAUCUGCUAUCGCGUCGGCCA